AUGUUCGUUCAAGAUUUUGCUGAUCAUGGACAAUUUUCUGGUGUUAUUAACAAACUAGAUUAUCUUGUUGAAUUGGGAAUUAAUGCUAUUGAAUUAACACCAGUUAUGGGAAUAGAAGAAGCAGAAAAUGAUACUUGGGGUUAUUUACCAAGUCAUUUCUUUUCUAUUAGAUCAUCAUAUGGAACUAAAAAUGAUUUAAAAUUACUUGUUGAUGAAUGUCAUUCGAGAAAAAUACGUGUAUUUAUUGAUUGUGUUUUUAAUCAUACAGAUAAAGAAUGUCCACUUGCUCAAAUUGAUCGAAAUUAUUGGUAUUAUAAAGGAAAACAUCAUCCUGAUGAUCCAUAUAAUUGGGGACCGGAAUUAAAUUAUGACUUUCAAGAUCAACAAUUAAAACUCUUAAAGAGAAAAUAUUUCACAACUCCUAAACAAAUGGAUAAUUUUGAAAUACUUAGUAAAUUAGAUCGUCUAGCACGUUCAAUUUGUUCAAAUCAACCAUUUUUAUCUCAAGCUGAAUAUGUUCCAGAAAACAAAGAUAUAUGUAAAGAAAAUGGUGGUCUAGUUGAUGUUUAUCAAAUGAAUAAACAUGGAACUUUAAGUGAUUUAAAAUAUUCAUUUUCAUCAAAAAAUCUUGUUAAUUAUUUAUCUUGUCAUGAUAAUGAAAGAUUACUUCAUGAUAUUGGAAAAAAAGAUUCAGAUGCAUUUAUUCGAAUGGAAACAGUAGUUAUUCAUUUAUUUACAUCUGUUGGAAUACCAAUGAUUUGGCAAGGAGAAGAACUUGGAGAAGAUAGACAAAUUGAUGUUUUAAAAGAUAAAAAGUUAUUUUAA
Adineta steineri is the source of this 825-nucleotide messenger RNA. The record is from the annotation of a GenBank genome assembly. NCBI's taxonomy places the organism in Eukaryota, Metazoa, Rotifera, Eurotatoria, Adinetida, Adinetidae.